Molecule: messenger RNA, 6031 nt
Organism: Cryptomeria japonica (Japanese cedar)
Lineage: Eukaryota; Viridiplantae; Streptophyta; Pinopsida; Cupressales; Cupressaceae
Exons: 3
Coding region: 1646-2122 (158 amino acids)
Molecular function (GO): protein dimerization activity
Source: RefSeq, a predicted model, not a curated record
UUUUUCUAUUUUCUUUCCUAAGUUACUUCCUCUUUUUUUUUUCUUGUUUUUGAAUGCUAUUUUUCCCAAAUGAUUCAUUGUCAUUUUUUUUGUUGAUUUUCCAUAAAACCCUGCUGAUUUUUUUUUUUUCAUGUUAAAUCAGCAAUGGCAAGUUCAACUCCAAGGGCAACCCCAAGGUCAGGAAGACAAAGAGAUAAAGCUUGGAAAUAUGGGAUUGUAGGAAGCAAAAAGGGGGAGGUCACUUGCACCGAAUGCACAAAAUGGAUGACUGGUGGAAUCAAUAGAUUAAAAUACCACCUUGCACAAAUACCUGGAUAUGGUGUGGAGGCAUGCCCCAAAUCAACUCCUGAAAUUAUUAGAGAGAUGAAGGCCAUUCUUGCUGAGAAUGAUAUGCAUAAGGAAGAAAGGCAAAAAAUAAGGAAGAAAGGCAAAAAACAAGAGAAGCCAUGGUAGCUGCAAUGAAUCCCACAUUGUCCACUUCGGGUCCCAUUGGUCACAGUCGGGGUCGUCAGUCACUUUCAUCUUUUGGUGACAAUGAGGGUGAGGCUAGUGGCACUCCUGUUAGAUCAGACCCUAAUUUUUUUGUACCAUGCAAUGUUCCAGGUGCACAACUUUCACUUGAAGGUACAGGAUGGAAUAGAGAGAAGCAUGAACAAGCACGGAUAGCAGCUUCAAACUUUUGGUUUUACAAUAAUCUAUCUUUCAAUGCAGCAAACAAUGUGUAUUGUGAAAGUUUUGUUAAUGCAUGUACAGUGGCGGGUAAGGGGUUUAAGGCCCCAACAGGUCAUGACUUCAGUGGGCCAUUGCUAGAGAAAGCUGUGAAAAAUACAGAAGGUGUGGUUGAUGAUCAAAAAAGGUAUUGGAAGAGAAAAGGAUGCAACAUUUUAUCUAAUGGAUGGACAGAUGGACAGAUGGACGGAAUAGGACUCUUCUCAACUUCUUGGUGGCUUCAAAUGGUGCAAUGGUAUUCAUAAAGUCUGUUGAUGCCUCAAAUGAAAUAAAAAAUGCAGAGACUUUGUGUAAUCUGUUGGAUGGUGUGGUUCGGGAAGUUGGAGUUGAGAAUGUUGUCCAAAUUAUCAUGGACAACGCAGCUGCAUAUGUAUCUGUAGGUAGAAUGCUUAUGCAGAGGCAUCCUUCGAUUACAUGGAGUCCUUGUGCUGCACAUUGCUUGGACUUGGUGCUAGAGGACAUUGGGAAGAUUGGAUGGGUGAAGAAGGUGGUUGAAGAUGCAAAAAGUGUCACCAAAUUCAUCUACAACCAUACUUGGGUGCUUGCUUUGAUGAGAAAACACACAAAUGGCAAGGACCUUGUGCGACCUGGAGUGACACGAUUUGCUAGCCACUUCAUCACUUUGCAGAGCAUUCUUAGUGCCAUUCCUCAUCUUAAGCAGAUGUUUGUGUCAGAUGCUUGGUUGGGGUCUGCAUACUCCAAAAGACCUGAAGCAGAGAAGAUUGUGAGCAUUGUUUUUGAUGAAGGGUUCAAUAAAAGUGGAGAGGAGUUGACUGCGGUAAGUAACAAACACUAAAGUAAAGUUUAUACAAUCUUGUCUAUUUGCUGAUUUUAUUUUUUAGGGGUUGAUUUUGUACUAAUUUAAAAUUUGUUUUAAUUUUUUUAGGUGACAGAACCUUUGGUAAGGAUUCUUCGUAUGGUGGAUGGAGAGGGCAUGCCAAUGGGUUUCAUUUAUGAGGCCAUGGAUAGGGCCAAAGAGGCCAUUUCACAUUACUAUCGUGGAAAUACAAGAAAAUGUGAAAUCCUUUGGCGCAUCAUUGAUCGUAGGUGGACAAACCAACUCCACCAACCGAUACAUGCCUUCGCCUACUUUUUGAACCCGAAAUUCUACUUCUCUGAUUCAUUUAGGGCUGAUGAGGAGGUCAUGGCAGGUGUUAUUACAUGCAUUGAUAAGAUGACACCUGAUCCUGAGUUGAGAGACAAGGUUGUUGAUGAGUUGGAGAUCUACAAAAGUGCAGAGGGGAGACUCUUCUCAUCACAACUAGCAAUUGAUAAGAGAGGAAAACAACAACCAGAUUUAUGGUGGGAGAAUUAUGGUGCCGGCACGCCUAAUCUUCAAAAGAUAGCUAGCCGUGUUUUGUCUCAGCCAUGCAGUGCUUCUGGGUGUGAAUGAAAUUGGAGUGUCUUUGAGAGCAUUCACACAAAGAAGAGAAAUAGAUUGUCACAAAAGCGGCUCAAUGAUCUAGUAUUUGUUCGGUACAACCUUCGCCUUCGAGUUAGACAGGUGGAGGGUGUUUCACAUGAGGCCAUUGACUUGGAUGAAAUUGAUCCAUAUGGUGAUUGGACCAUGAAUGAACAAAAUGAUGGUGAUGAUGUCCUCCUUACCGAAGAAGAAAUUGCAGAAAUAGAGAGAGGAGCAGCACAAGAUGCAGAAGGAGCAAGAUUGGAUGAAGAUGAGGACGAAGAUGAGGAUGAUGAUGAGGACUUUGACUUUGAAGAAGAAUCAUCUCACCAUUUAGAUACCACAACACCCACUGCUACUACUUCUAGCUCAAGGCCUGAAAAAUUGAGCUAUAUUAGGAAAAAUACAAAGAGGAAGAUGUAGUCUUCUCUUUGGUUUGUUCAUUCACAUUGUUGUUUUUCACAUUUGCAGUUGGACUUGGACAUAUCAUUAUAUGUAAUUUUGUGAACAUUUAUAUACUUAUGCUGCCAUUAUACAUUUUAGAGUUGAAAGUUGAAUCUUGAAUAUGCUGCCAUGAAUGAUGAAAUUUCAAAUAUUGUGUGUUUGUACUUUGUAGAUCAUAUGACAUGUGUAAUGUUUCAAUUAUGGCACUUAUGUUCUCUAAAUGCAUUAAUUUCUUUAUUUUUUUUUGUAAAACUACGGUUUUUUUUUUUGCCGAGUCUUUGCCAAGUCUUUCGCGAGUCUUUCACGAGUCCGAGUCCGAGUCCAAAAUUUUGGUUUGCUGAGUCCGAGGCGAGUCCAAGAUUUUCAACUAUGCUUCAUAUCAUAUGUAUAGAUGAUAUAUAUUCUUGGAGACUGACAUUAUGGAAAAGAAAUGUGAUGCAGGUUACUUUAUCUACCUUCCAAAAGCUAAGAGGGAGUGUUAAUGCAUUAGUAGCUUCUGCAAGAUAAGUCUCUCCUAACUCAGUAAUCUCCUCUAUUCUGUUAUUAGCUUACUCAUUCAUGCUUUAUGUUUAUCAGACUAUAACAUUGAUCAUAAUUAUGAUAUUAAUAUUGGAUAAUAAUGGAUUAGAUUGACGACUUACUUAACUAUGUUAAGCGUCAAUCUAAAUGCUAUCGGGCUAUUAACCCGAUAGCAUAUUAAUGUCGAUUCAUAUAUGAAUCGGCAUUAAUAUACUAUCGGGGUAUUAACCCGAUAGCAUAUUAAUGUCGAUUCAUAUAUGAAUCGGCAUUAAUAUACUAUCGGGGUAUUAACCCGAUAUCAUAUAAUGCUAACAGUUUUUGUUAUUGUUAAACCGAUGCAUUAUCGAUGUGUUUAUAUUGAUCCAUUAUCAUUUGCUUUGAUACCGAUUCAUUAUCGGGUAUGCUUAUAGAUUUGUUACCAUCAACAAUGAUACCGAUUCAUUAUCGGGUAUGUUUAUAGAUCUGUUAUCACUAGCACCGAUUAGUUAUCAUUAUGGAUCAGUUGAUGGUUGUAAGAGUCACGACCAAGUGACAUCUUGGUCAGACAUGUCCGAUCAAGGUGCUACUUGAUCGUGGCUAUCUUACUAUUUAUACAUCAUUCAAAAUAAAGGAGAUGACAUUGAAAUCGAUACAUGUUCAUCCUCCUUACCUGCAGCAAAAGAAAGAUAUCAGUAUUAUUGUCAGUCAUAAUAUCAAAACGAAAAUACACCAUCCUGCAUAUAACUUGUCCAUUGAAUUGGAAAUUGCAAUACAUUUACACAGUACAGGGACGCAGGGAUGUUUUUUUGCCAUUUCCUGCCCGUUUCCCAUUUGCAAAAAUCAGAGGGGACGUUUCCUGCAGGGUUGGGGGACGUUUCUGGCAUUUUCUGGGAGUGUUGUACCCACUUUUCUAGUUUCAUUUCAGACCUGUACAAGUUUGAUUUUCUUUAGCAGUUUGGUAUUGUUAAUUUCAAUAAUUUUAGGUGUUUUUAGAGGACGGUUUAGAGUGUGUUUAUAGCAGUAGUUUGAUUUGGUUGUGUUUGGUGCUUCUGGGUAGUUUGAUUUCAGCUUCCUGAUAUGUGAUCUGAAUGAGAUUUCACUGUGCUUUAGUUCUGUUUUGAAAGUCGUUACAGCAGGUUCAACAUGAUUACAGAUCAUCCUCAGCGGCAUUCAUAAUGAUGUGAGAUAUGUGGUGUUGGGCACAAGAUUUUAUGAAUUAUCAAUAAUAUUUGGCCUCAUUUUGGAUAAAGUAGCAAACUGAUUUUGUAAUCAGAACAUUUAAAUCAGAUUUACAUCAGCAAUAUCUCAUAUCAUGUAACAUUGUAAUGCAUUGCAUAACUACUUCGCUGAUUCUCAUUCGAAAUCUCAAUUCAAGUCUAAUGCUAUGUAUUAAUGUUUAUGAUGAAUGCUUUAUCAUUGUUAUGAUAUGCAUAUUUGAAAUUUCUCUAUAUUUUUAAAAAUCCCCCUAGUUUUUUAACCAGCUGCCCUCUGCCGUCUCCUAGAAAAUGACCCAAAAGUACCCCCGUACGGAAACACGUCCUGGCGUCCCCUGCCAUCCCUGUCCCCAAAAUUUUUUGGAAUAUAUAUUAUAAGCUAUGUCAAAUAUCUCUAAACCUUGAAACCUUUUGUUUCAAAGAUGUGGAAUUCUGAGUUAUGGGAAACAACUAAAGUUUUUAACCAAAAACAAUGACAUGUAGACUUCUGCCAAGAAACAAGAAUGCAGGUAGCAAUCAAAUAUCAAAAUGUUUAAAAAUUGAUUGACAAGUCAUUGAAGUUGUCUGGACACUUCUAAGGGUUUUGACAGCUUAGCCCAAAGAAAUAACUUUGAGAAACCAUUGAAAUUUAUACUAACAAAUCUUUUUGGCAAUUUUGUUUAUAAGCUUAAAUCUAAGACAAUGAAAAAUAUCAGGAGUCCAAAUCCUUUGCAUGAGCAUUAUUUAUAUCAGUCAUCGUGGUUCUAAUCUUUUUCAUUUUGCAUAUUUAAUAUUAGUAUUCCUUGGCAGAGAACUGUUUGUUUUCAGCUGGCCUGGCACAUGUCUUAUAUCAACACCGAUAUUUUUAUUUCAUUUGAUGUGUUCUAGGCAUUGUCACAAAAAAUGUGCAAGGCAUGUAUGCUAUUUUAAUAGUAUGGCUUACCAAAUAAGUAUAUAACUAAAAAGAUUUACAGAAAUAUAUAGCCUUUUAGUUUUCUAAAGGAGUUGCCAGUCCUAAUGUUAUCCGAUGCAUAUCUAACACUUCAAGUGGUUUAAGUAAAUGAACCAUGCAAUUCUGCAAUUUCAUGGCUUGCUUCCUUCACCUCAGGUGGUGUUCAAUUGUUUGCUAAUAGUUGCCAUCCUUGUGUAUGAUUAGUGUUACACAUGAUAGAGAUGUAACGGAUUGUUUUUUGGGAGAAAAGUGCCAUGUGAAUGAAAAGGAUAAAGUUUCAGGAACCAGGGGCUUGCAUAAUUAAUACAUUAAGUUACUUUAUCAAAUCAAAAUGUGUUGUAUAAUGACGAUUGAACUCAAAUCCGUAAAAUCUCUACUGUCUAUUGAAAUCAUAAAGGUGAUAAACUAUCAUAAAUAUGCUUUGCUAUAAACUUUUUGGAAAUCAAUCUGUUAUUAUUUUAUUUCUUGAGUGGAAUGUCUGGAGUCUUCCCAAUUCUAUCAGCUAGCUUCUAUUACCAUAAAAUCAGUUUCUGUGCAACUCCUCUUGAGUGAAUGGUUGUAUGCACAGUUUCUUUUCUUUUUUAUAGCAUUAGAUAGUGGAUUUUGAACCUUUCCUUGCAUUUACUUUAAAUUUCAUUAAGAAUAUAGAGUAGGCCUUCACAUUGGCUUUACAUUUCUUUACAAAGUAAAAUCAUUGUUUCCUCCCUUUCAAUGCAGAGUCCAGAUGAGUUGUAUCUCCACAAUAACAGAAUCAAAAUUUUCUUCUUGUACAUUUAUGAUUUUUAUUUGGCAUUCUACUGACAGUCCAAUCUG